AUGCGAACAUUUGAAGCAUGGAGAAGCAAUCGAAACAAGGAUGCUCCACAAGAAGAGCAGGUACCCACAGACAUUCUCUCAACGAAGGAUUCACAACUUUUGCAAGAGUGGCUAAUAUGCUUCCUACUGGAGGCGAGGAAGACCAACGGUGACAAGUAUCCUCCAAAAACUCUUGUACAAUUGGUGUGUGGGCUACAACGUGUACUUCGAGCUCAGCACAGAAGCGAUUCGUUUAAUUUUUUCGACAAGGCAGACCAUCGUUUUGAAGGUUUGCGCAAUGCUCUUGAUAAAGUCUGUCGAGAAUUACGUCAAGAAGGACUAGGAACGAACCGCAAGGGUUCCAGUGUAUUCACUGCUGAAGAAGAAGACAGUCUAUGGAAGAAGGGAGUAAUUGGCUUAGACACACCUGUAAAACUACUGAGGGCAGUAUUCUUUUAUAAUGGGAUAAACUUUGCUCUUCGAGGUGGUGCGGAGCACAGAAGCCUCAAAUGGAGUCAGGUGACUAGAUGCAGCCAAACCACAGACGGAUUGUCAAAAGUCUGUUACAUUUAUGUUGAGCACGGAUCCAAAAAUCAUAGUGGUGGACUACGUGAUUUACGGCAUCCAAACAAAAAAGUCACAAGGUAAAUUAUAGUCAAGCUCCAACGUGUUUCUGUAAGGUAAUAGCAUUUUGUGGUU
Corticium candelabrum is the source of this 678-nucleotide messenger RNA. RefSeq names its product zinc finger MYM-type protein 2-like. The transcript has a single exon. NCBI's taxonomy places the organism in Eukaryota, Metazoa, Porifera, Homoscleromorpha, Homosclerophorida, Plakinidae. Bases 1 to 627 code for a protein of 208 amino acids. The record is from RefSeq and is a predicted model, not a curated record.